UUGGUUGUCGCUUGUUGUUGUUGUCACCCUACUCAGCCAUACACGUUCUGUGUGUACCAAAACAUUGAACCUGCCCUCUAAUUAAAGUGAGAAUCUAAUGCGAUUUAGUGUUGCUAACCUACAUUUAGAAGUUGUGUCCUUGCGGGAAUGAAGGCGGUGUGAGAAGACAGCCAAAUUGGGCCUAAGCCUAAAUUGCUAAACUCAGCGGUCGGAUAACAUUCUGCCGAGUACGGCCAGGUAUGUCCUCUCCUGAGAAGGACACGGGGAAGACAACCUCCAAAGAGAGCGGCUACCGGACCCCGGGGCUGAGAGGCGCACAGACCACAACUCUUUUCCGUGCCGUAAACCCGGAGCUCUUCAUCAAACCUAACAAGCCAGUCAUGGCUUUUGGACUGGUGACAAUAUCCCUUUGCGUUGGAUACAUUGGUUACCUUCACGCAACCAAGGAGAAUGACCAAGAGCUGUAUGAAGCGGUUGACAGCGAAGGGGAGAGGUACAUGAGAAGAAAAACUUCAAAAUGGGACUGAUUUUGCCCAAUGGAAACGUUCGAAGAUCAAAGGAAGCUGUUUAAUUUUUGUAUUCAAUAAAAUGUAUCAGACACAGUCACUGUGUCUUGAACAAGAUCCAAUGCCACAUGAUGUAGGCCUACUUGACUAUUUAUUAAAUCAUCUGUCUUUUGGCUUGAUAAAAGCCACAUGCAUUUUGCUUAUUUUCUUUCAUGGUGGAAACACCAAUCGUCACACUGGCUUGACAAUGUGAUUGAACCCACUUGUUGCCCAACCCAAGUAGGCAUAAUAACUGUAACAGGCUACUCACAAAGGUUAUUCUGCAAAAGAUAAUGUUUGGCCCACUUUGCACAACAAUAGGGUCUUUCAUACACUGCCCUGCAGUUUGUUGACUGUUGGUUUGUCAACAAGUUAGGGUUUCCAAAAAAGCAGGUUUAGUCACUCUGUGUAGGCUAUGAGAACAUGGAGCAAGUGGUAGGCAGCACAUCCAAAACAAGAAGUCUUGUCAUCUCAAUCUCUCAGUAAAGCAAAUCUGAUUUUGUAUUUACCACUUACUUGAGUCAUUUAUCUGGGUCAGAACCGUGGAAAAUCUCUGUUCAGAAUAAAAAGGACUGUAUGUAUGUGCA
Messenger RNA from Engraulis encrasicolus (European anchovy), 1132 nucleotides. RefSeq names its product small integral membrane protein 8 (gene smim8). The record is from RefSeq and is a predicted model, not a curated record. The coding region runs from base 240 to 527 and encodes 95 amino acids. The transcript has 2 exons. NCBI's taxonomy places the organism in Eukaryota, Metazoa, Chordata, Actinopteri, Clupeiformes, Engraulidae.